AUGGCAGAAACCAGUACUAGCAGUAGCAACAGUUUCUUCAAUAACACCAAUGGGGGCUCACCAAUUUCCUACAUAGCCCAAGACCACCUCUUUACAAUCUUGUUGCUUCUUCCUGUAGAUUCAAUUCUUUGCUUUGCCAUGGCCUGCAAGAAGUUUAGAGCUUUGACAGCCUCUGACACUCUGUGGGAGUCCAUAUGCAGAAGGGACUGGGGUCCCAAAUCAGUUGAGGCCCUCAAGGCUUCAAAUUUUCAUCAUCAGCUGCCUUGGAUGAGGCUCUACAAGCAAGUCUCUCGCCUGGACUCUGUUUAUUGCCAUAAAUUGUCUAACCCAGAUGGGGAAUUGGUGUUUCCAAGUCCCAGGGCCUCUCAUUCUCUCAAUUUUGUGUCUGAUUGCUUGGUUUUGUUUGGUGGUGGCAGUGAGGGAGGACGCCAUCUAGAUGACACAUGGGUGGCAUACGUUGGUAAUGAUUUUCGGAGAAUGUUGAAGUGGCAGAAGAUCAAUUCAGGCAUUCCAAGUGGCAGAUUUGGGCAUUCAUGUGUUGUUAUUGAUGAUUUUCUUGUUCUAUUUGGAGGAAUAAAUGACAAUGGAAACCGUCACAAUGAUACAUGGGUUGGGAAAGUAGCAUGCCAUGAGACCCUUGGUAUCACACUGUCAUGGAGGCUGCUUGUCGUGGGGCCCGAUGCACCUUCGCAGCGAGGGGCUCAUGCUGCAUGCUGCAUUGAUGGCAGAAAGAUGGUUAUCCAUGGAGGAAUUGGGCUGCAUGGCGUCAGGUUGGGUGAUACAUGGGUGUUGGAACUCUCCGAAAACUUUCGAUUUGGAACUUGGUAUGAAAUCGUGGCUCAUCCAUGUCCGCCAGCUCGCUCAGGACACACAUUGACUUGCAUUGGGGGAACCCGAACUGUUUUAUUUGGAGGGAGAGGAUUGGGCUAUGAUGUGCUUCAUGAUGUCUGGUUCUUGGAUAUUCAUGAUGGUCAACCUAAAUGGGUACAAAUACUCUAUGAAUUACAAAAUGUUCCUGGAGGAGUUUCCCUCCCUAGAGUUGGUCACUCAGCUACUCUCAUCUUAGGAGGUCAUUUGCUGAUUUGUGGAGGAGAGGAUUCGUACAGACACCGGAAGAAUGACUUCUGGGUUUUAGACAUAAGUGCAGUUCCAUCCAUUACAAUGCAGCCGACUACACUCAACUCUGUGCAGUUAUUGGCAAAAAUGUGGAAAAGGUUGAAGGGAAAUGGUUACAAACCCAAAUGCCGGUCAUUCCAUCGUGCCUGCACAGAUAAUUCCGGGCGUUACUUGUUUGUGUUUGGUGGAAUGGUGGAUGGCGUACUUCAGCCUGCUGACCCUGCCGGGCUGAGGUUUGAUGGAGAGCUCGUCCUUGUGGAGCUUGUGCUCCAGCUGUAA
This is a messenger RNA of Prunus armeniaca (apricot), 1395 nucleotides long. The record is from the annotation of a GenBank genome assembly. Lineage: Eukaryota; Viridiplantae; Streptophyta; Magnoliopsida; Rosales; Rosaceae.